Diospyros lotus (date-plum) is the source of this 1658-nucleotide messenger RNA. RefSeq names its product probable pectinesterase 53. Bases 40 to 1131 code for a protein of 363 amino acids. The transcript is spliced from 5 exons. Gene Ontology annotation, molecular function: pectinesterase activity. Gene Ontology annotation, biological process: cell wall modification. The record is from RefSeq and is a predicted model, not a curated record. NCBI's taxonomy places the organism in Eukaryota, Viridiplantae, Streptophyta, Magnoliopsida, Ericales, Ebenaceae.
AAUAACAAUAAUAUAUACCUGCAAAUUAGACACCAAUGCAUGGCUUUGAAAACCUCUUUCCAAGUUGUUCUCUUCCUCUUCUUGCUGUUUAAUCUGUUCUCACAAUCUUGUUCAUCAGUAGAUGAGCUGGAGUUCGAUAAAUGGAUAUCUUGGAAUGUCAACAGUUUCCAGAUGCGGCAGAGUAACUUAGAAACGGAGAUCAGAGAAGGCCUCGAAAAGAAGUUGAAGAAGGCGGAGAUGAACAAAGUGAGAAUCAACGUUAGCCAAGACGGAACUGGAGAUUUCAAGACCAUCGGGGGAGCCCUUCAUAGCAUUCCGCUCCAUAAGACCAGAAGAACAAUACUGCAAAUCAAACCUGGUGUUUACAGGGAGAAGAUUGCUGUCCCUAGUAGUUUGCCAUUUGUUACGUUUCUAGGGGAUUCUAGCAAUCCGCCUACUAUAUUAUGGAAUGACACGGCAACCUCGGCGGGAAAGACGUUCAGCAGCGCCACCGUCGCCAUCAAUGCAAGCUAUUUUGUGGCUAUCAAUAUGAAGUUUGUGAACGACGCCCCGUAUGAGAUUGGAUCGGUAGGAGGACAAGCAGUGGCGCUUCGGACGUCGGGGAAUAAGUCUGCAUUUUACAACUGUAGUUUCUAUGGGAACCAGGACACACUUUAUGACCACAAGGGAUUUCACUAUUUCAACAAUUGCUUCAUCCAAGGCUCCGUUGAUUUCAUCUUUGGUUAUGGCCGUUCCCUUUAUGAGAAUUGCCAGUUGAACUCAACGGCGAAGAAUGUGAGCUUCGUGACGGCUCAAAAGCGGACCAUGUCUUCGCUGUCGAGCGGGUUUUCGUUCAAAGAUAGUCAGCUGACAGGGAGUGGAAGGGUGUAUCUUGGAAGAGCGUGGGGGGACUAUUCGAGGGUGGUUUUCUCUUACACCUACAUGCAGAAUAUCGUGCUUCCAGGCGGCUGGGACGACUGGGGCGACCCAGACCGCGAUUCGAGGGUGUACUAUGGAGAAUACAAGUGCAGCGGGCCAGGAGCCAAUUUAAGUGAAAGGGUGCGGUGGGCACGGGCCUUGACAGACCAAGAGGCCAUGCCUUUUAUUGGGACUCACUACAUUGAUGGUCACAAAUGGCUUCUUCCUACUUAACAUAUAUAUUAAUUGUAUACAUACAUUGCACAUUCAAGUUUCCCUCCUAGUCCUAGCCAUAGCAGUCCUCAUAUUGAACACUUCUAACUAAUUAAAUAUAUUUGGGUUCAACUAAUGAAAGGUAUAGUGAUGGAGAAGAGUCUAGCUUAUAUAUUUGUUUGAAUUCUCGCGAAGUGGUCCACCGCAGGGCACUGUACGAUCGAGCACUAAUAUUGCUAAUGCGAAUCCUAUGCAACGUGUGGGGCUUCCCUGGCAGAUUCAGUGGCUAACCUUCAGAAGCAAAUAGCAGCAAUAUCAGAUUGGAGUACAGCUAUAUACGAGCUAUGUACCUCAAUGCUAAAUCCUCUCUAUCUCGCUUUUAACUCCAUACCUUCGGAGGGACAGUGCUUCAGAGCCUCUGCCCCAUGACAUUACAAAAUUGAUGAAGGUGGUGGCAGUUGUAGUGACCAAUCGACAAAAAGUAUAUAUGGCCCUCAAUGAGUACAUGAUUAAGUAUGGUUGAUUUCCAUUAUACCUGCUUUUCCCUU